Fusarium odoratissimum NRRL 54006 is the source of this 3665-nucleotide messenger RNA. RefSeq lists its product as uncharacterized. The coding region runs from base 67 to 2727 and encodes 886 amino acids. The record is from RefSeq and is a predicted model, not a curated record. The transcript is spliced from 2 exons. Gene Ontology annotation, cellular component: equatorial microtubule organizing center; gamma-tubulin complex; centrosome. Lineage: Eukaryota; Fungi; Ascomycota; Sordariomycetes; Hypocreales; Nectriaceae. Gene Ontology annotation, molecular function: microtubule minus-end binding; gamma-tubulin binding. Gene Ontology annotation, biological process: meiotic cell cycle; mitotic cell cycle; microtubule nucleation.
AUAAUUCGUUACCAGUCAUGAUACGACCGCCAUUUAACAUGAUAAUGCGCAAGACAUGAGACGACCAUGGCAUUUGCUGCAAGGCUGGGUGCUCUCACCGGAGAGCUCGUUGAGGCUGUCACUAGCUCAUCAACCGAGACAAACCCUCGAUUCAAGGCCCAGCGCGACGCUGCUUUACAAAGGUUAAAGUCGCAUCCAUAUCUACGAACGAAUCAAUUCGAAGUCGAGCACCAACUCGACGGUCUAGAAGAAAGAUUCCGUGUCAAUGGCCGAGAUGCGCUCGCUGAUGCCCUCGUCGAGCGCCGGGAGCAGCUCCGGCAAAUACACUCGAAUUUCCACCCCGAAGUUCUAUACCUGAUUUUAGAACUCUCAGACCAACCGACAUAUUACUCAAAACUGAGUGACCUAGAUGCGCUGAAAACGGGACCAAGCGAUUCAGAGCUCGAACUGCGUUGGGAGGAUAUUGCCAAGGAAGAUGGAUGGGAAGACGACGCUUCGAUGUGGAAGACGAUAAAAUACACCGACAGUUCAGAUGAUGAGCUUUACGAAGAUGACUCCAAGAGUGAAUCGGAGGCCAGCACUGACCUAUCUGAGGUCCCGCUUGGAAGAACAGCCGAAGAUCUAAUUGUCAACCCUGAGGACAUGACGAAACUGCACGAGAUUCGAGGAGCGCAAGGAUGGCGAACAGAAAAGCCCACAGACGCAUCGGGCCAUGCUCGAAAAGUGCCAGUAACGGAAUUCCAGAUCGUUCGAGAAGUUUUGUUCAUGCUGCAAGGACUCGAUACGACACUCUUUGGACCCAAUGGCACUGUCAACCCAGCAUUUCAGAUGGCUCAUCUGAAAUGGGAUACUCACAAAGCUCUUCUGAGCUACUUUUCUGAAGCAGGACGACAACUAGGUAUUCUACGUGAUUUUGUCAGCAAGUCACAGCGAUCAUCGCAUAUUCAAGUUCUUCAGGAUACUGUGGCCAAGCGACUCGACGAUCUGGAUAGAAAGUCAACGGGUAUAGAGUCACGGCUUGUUGCGCCUGAGAAUAAUGUGGUUGUCAGCUUAUUGUCGAUCAAGGGAGAGUUGGCAACAUCGCUUGAACCAUUAUAUUCUCUUUCAAAUAUCAUCGCUCAGAUACAGAAUGUGCCCAAUCAAGGUACAUUUCGGUAUCUUGAGCUCCUCUUUGACGAUGCAAGCAUGGCGCAAUUGUCUGGAAAGCUGGACGUUUAUGAAUUUCUGGCACGUAUCUUUGUCGAGUGCUUCAAUGUCUACCUUCGCCCUAUUCGCCUCUGGAUGGAAGAGGGCAAACUUAUCCCCGGCGACAAGAUCUUCUUCGUGUCACAGGCACCGAGCCAAGUAUCACCUAGCAAGAUCUGGCGCGAACAGUUUAGGCUACGUAGGACGGCCGAUGGGAAAUUACAUGCCCCUAGUUUCCUCCAGCCAGCAGCUGCCAAGAUAUUUAAUGCCGGCAAGAACAUCGUUAUCUUGAAGCGGCUGGGCCGCUGGAUCUCUUCAGGCUCGGAAUGGACGAUUCAGGAACCUCCCCUACACUAUGAUACGCUUUGUCCUAAAGGACUUGAGCUUGCGCCGUUUUCAGAGCUUUUCGAUGCUGCUUUUGAUGCAUGGAUCCAGACUAAAUACAACACAUCCUCGACCACGCUGAGGAACACACUGUUUGAAGAGUGCGGACUCUGGUCUGCUCUCGACGCUAUGGAGCGGCUGUAUUUCAUGUCUGAUGGUGCCGCAACAGAAGCGUGGACUAGCAGCCUCUUCGGAAAACUAGAUGCGCUGGAUCCUAACUGGAACAACCGCUAUAGCCUGACGAGUGUAGCACAAGAGGCAUUCACAACUCUUGUCGACAUGACGAGAAUAUCGAUAUACAUCAGUCCCACGGGGCUAAAGGUGCCACUCCUCAAGGCUCGCGACUCUGUCAAGUCAGUUCUUCCGAGUACAAAAGUCAACUAUCGGGUAGCAUGGCCGAUUCGCAUGAUUCUGUCCGAAGACAGCAACACCCAGUAUGAUGCUAUAUUUACUCUCCUUUUGCAACUGAAGAGAGCUUUGUAUGUUCUACAUAAGCGCAAGAUCCUCGAGAAUUACUGGAUCGAUCAUGAUAACUGGGAUGAGCGCGCUCUUUAUUAUUCACUACGGAAUAACCUCCUGUGGUUCUGCACUACUCUCCAGACCUAUCUUGCGACGCUGGUCUUGGCACCUAACUGCGCCAAGAUGAGGCAGGACAUGCAAGACGCUCACGAUGUUGAUGCCAUGAUGAGAGUUCAUGCUACAUUCUUGAAACAAGUUGUUGACGAGGCAUGUCUUGGGAGCAGAUUAACACCGAUCAGAGAAUGCUUUCUCGAUAUGCUCGACCUGGCCAUCAGACUAGAGCAAGCACAAACUGUUAACAUGACAAAAGAGACAGAGCGGAUGCAGCAGUUUUCUCGUCUCUCGACCAGAAACCUUUCGCCUACGCCUGGAACACCUGGAUUGAAGUCCAAGUACGUCGAUAGUAGUGAUGAAGAGGACGAUGCUGAGAGGGAUGAAUCGAGGACCUUGAAGAUGGGCAAGCCGUUUAUGACUGUGCUCAAGGAGAUUAAAUCCGAUUAUGAUAGACACUUGCGGUUUGUUUGUGGUGGCCUACGCAGUGUUGCCAGAGCUACAAGUGAUGCGCAGUCUGCAAAGUGGGAUAUCCUAGCAGAGAUGUUCCAAACAGGCUGUCGAGACGAAAGGCCAGGUUACGCUUAAGCCACAAUGUUGAGAUUGGAUAUGAAUAUAAUGAUACCCCGUGUGAACAACCUAUUCUUUUAAACGCCCCGUGAAAUGAACUACCAUUCAUUCUUGAGCUUAUCCGCAAAGAACUGCAUCAAAGGCAACACCUCAUCUCUGUUCAUUGGCAUGCUCACCUCACGUCUCUUCCACUGCACGACCUUGACAUCGUCAAACUCUCGCUUCACAGCAUCGACAGCGUCUUCGUCAAGUUGGCAUACCAGUACGCUUGUGCUGCUCCUGCUGCGAUUUGUGACUGUAGACACCAUAGAUUGCGGUAAAGGUCCGCCGAGAGAUAUAGCACCCUUGAACCUCUUGUUACCUGGCGAUGUGCUCUCGCCCUCGGAAACAUCAGUGACCCGAGGAGUCUUGUUCAAAGAGGCUGCAAGACCAAGAGCGAGUGAACCACCCUGCCCAAACCCAAAGAAAAUAAUAUCUCUCAUCUCCCACCCGCAUUUCUCAAUAAGAAGCUCCCCGAUCAACUUCUCCAUGAUCAAUCUCCUAGCCUUCUCGAAACCAGAAUCAUCCGCAAUGUCUCCCGUGCUGGGAUCAACAGUGAGAUCGUCACCCCAAUGAUACCCCGGUCUAUCACCACCGAGAAGCGCAGCUGGUAGAACAGAUGUGCCGCGUACAGAAAUGGCGAGAACGCCGGGAAGAUUGAGGUUCUUGGCGAAGGAGGCGAAGGGAACAUCGUGGUCACCUAGACCGUGGAAGAGAAUGAGGAAUGUGGUGGUUGAUUCUGGUGGUGAGGGGAAGUGAAGAGUGUGAGGGAGGGUGCUUGAUAGAGGGGAGAAGUCAUCUUCAGUGGGGAUUCGAGGAGGCAUUUUUGUUGUGAGGAGUUGAAGUAUAAUGAAGUUGAUGGUUGUGAUGUUGAAGUUGUAUGAAUAAUGUACUCAGUCGGACAAGACACCUUCAGG